Molecule: messenger RNA, 3041 nt
Organism: Actinia tenebrosa (Australian red waratah sea anemone)
Lineage: Eukaryota; Metazoa; Cnidaria; Anthozoa; Actiniaria; Actiniidae
Product: tripartite motif-containing protein 3-like
Molecular function (GO): zinc ion binding; protein binding
Source: RefSeq, a predicted model, not a curated record
CAAGUGUCACGCGAAUUUCCAAGAAUCGUCUGAUAAACAACAUUGUUCAGCCAACUCCCUCAAAUCUCGCCAACAUGGAAUCGUUCGUGGACGAUCUUAAGAAGGAAGUCCAAUGUUCUUUGUGUAAUGAUACACUCAUAGAACCGAAGAUCUUACCAUGUUUUGACACAUUUUGUAAACCCUGCCUCAAAAGACACGCAGAGCUGAUCGACGAAGUCAACGUCUUCAAGUGUCCUCUAUGCAAAUCACAAACUUCUCUACCAGAACCAAGCAGCGUGGAAGAUCUACAGCCAAGCUUACACCUAUCAAGAAUCUUGAAGGGUCUGGCGUUAGCAGAAGGAAAAAAGGUUUGUUCUGUUUCGGAGAGUCAUUCGACAGCAUCUUGGUAUUGUUUUGAUUGUGAUCGCUCAAUGUGUGAGGAAUGCAAGAAAUAUCAUUCAGAGUUUACCGAAGAUCACAAGGUCGUUCGUCUGGCUUAUUUGAAGAAAGAAGAUAUUGAGUUCAUAAUAACAAGAGAAAAUCCUUGUCAAAGCCACCCUCAUCACAGGCUAGAGUUGUUCUGCGAAGACUGUGAUGACAUGAUUUGCUUGACAUGCUGGAAACACGAUCACAAGGAUCACAAAACAUUGUCAUUAGAUAAGUUUGCUUCGAUCAAGAAAGCUGUAUUAUCAAAGCAGCUGCAGGUAUUAGAGCAGUUGAGAUUAGAUGACAAGGAAAAGCAGCAACAAGAAAAGAUUGCUAACACAAUCAAACAACAAGGAGAAAAGGCCAAAAAAGAAAUCAAAGACAAAACCAAGAAGAUCAUAGAAAAGCUACAAGAAAGCGAAAGAGAAUUGCUGAGACAAAUCGACGAGAAGCUGGAUACAGCCACAACAAACUUGAAUACAAUUCAUCAUAUUCCAGCCGUCACGGAAUACAUCAGGAAGGUGAUGGAAAGAGGACUGGCAAGUGAAAUGUUGAACAUUCAAGAGACACAAUGCUCUCAGAAAUUCAUCUUCAACUAUCUUCCACUGUCAGCUAAGAUUAAGUUUAUUCCUAACCAACAGCUGGUUCAAGAAGUGAAUUCAGGGCUGGGAGAAAUACGAACCCGUUACAAAACGGAUCAUAAGAUGAGCACUAUUGAGGUGGAAACUGAGACUGCGAUAGCUUCAACGAAAAAGAAUCUGGUAGUGAAAACUAGAACGUCUAAAGGAAAACUCAAUCAUGAUCCAAGGGAUGUUAUAGACGUUCAAAUCAAGCCUAAAGAAAAUGUGAAAAUAGAAAAGAAAUAUGUGAGAACUGAUGGUAAAGUAGAAGUUGAGUUCACGGCUAAGAUAGCUGGUCAGUUGAUAGCAGAGGUUCAAGUGAAUGGGGAUCCUGUAUCUAACAGUCCUCUAGUGAUGUAUGUCAUGUCACAAGGGAUGAGAACAAUAGGACAGUUUAAGACGAAAGGUGUAGAUAUAGGAUCUAGUGGGUUGACAGGUAUAGCAGUAAACAAAGACAACAGCAGGAUCGCUGUUGCCAAUUAUUAUUCUCAUUGUGUCCAUGUAUUCACCACUGAUGGAGAUCUCUUACUGACGUAUGCUAGUCCACAGGUACAGUUGUCUAAUCCUAUGGGUUUAUCAUUUCUGAAUGAUACAGAUUUAGUCAUAGCAGACAGGGAUAAUCAUAGAAUAUGUAUAGUGAACACUACAACAGGGACAUUGGUAAAAACCUUUGGUAACCAAGGUGACGGGGAUGGACAGUUUUAUCGUCCAUUGGGAGUACACGUCGAUGACGAUGGUAACAUCAUUGUGUGUGAUACUAAAAAUCAUCGUGUUCAAGUCUUCACAAGAGACGGUGACUAUCAAUAUCAGUUUGGUUUCACAACACAGGACAAGUUCGCUCCAUAUGAUGUGAUAACACAUGAUGGACUAUUUUACGUCAGUGAUGGUAAACAUCACGUUAUUCAGGUAUUUGAGAAGAAAGGUAACGUACCGACUAGAAUAUCGACGAUUGGUGGUCAAGGCAGAGCUGAUGGUCAGCUGAAUGGACCACUGGGCCUGGCUAUUGAUAAUGACCAUUAUCUACUGGUGUGUGAUAAACAUAAUAAACGCGUACAAAAAUUUACAUUGGAUGGUCGUUUUGUAGGAAGGAUUUCAACUGCAGGUUAUAAUUCAAGGUGCGACGAGGAACCUGCAUAUAUAACUGUUUUAAAGGAUGGUCAGUUAUUAGUUAGUACGAAUAAUUCUGGUGUCUUUCGUUUAAAGUAGAAUUGUAUAUUAUUAAUGUCUAUAUAUAACCAUCAUUAUACUCGUAACACUAUUGAUCAAUAAGUUGUUUCUAAUUGUCUAUUAUUAAUGUCUAUAUAUAACCAUUAUUAUACUCAUAACACUAUUGAUCAAUAAGUUGUAUCUAAUUGUAUAUUAUUAAUGUCUAUAUAUAACCAUCAUUAUACUCAUAACACUAUUGAUCAAUAAGUUGUAUCUUAUGGUGUUAUCUUAUUUCCCUUGGCUGUUGUGCCACAACAUCAGACAAUCAAAUAUCACAACUACGUAUACUAAUCAACAGAGAGUUUUCACUCACGUGACAAGUGGAUAUGAAUGUAACAAACAAUUGAAACUUUCUGCACAGUUUUUGCAUAAAAAUAGAGUUCAAUUCCCCUAUAGGAUAGAAAAUGUAUUGUUUUGGUACACCAGCAUGGCCGCUGUGACGUCACGUGAAAACGCUCUAUUAACUUUCGAAGUUUGUCCUUCUUUCGUCAAAGACUGAGGCGGUAAGCCGUGUGGGAUGGGCUUGGAAAUUUACCUAUAACAAGGCUCGUAAUUUACCUAUUACGCAGAUCUUUUUUUGUCAGGUUAAGGUCAUGAUAUGAUUACUACCUUAUUUUAUUUACACCGAUAAACCUGUAAUACCCAUAAUGCAGUGGUCUUGGUACAUAGGCCAUGUGUUUGGUUGCCAUGACAACCCGUUGUAUUAAUGCAUGCUGAAUUCAAUAUACUAUACAGAAGACUGAUAGAACUAGAUGAUUUGUAAAUUUGCGUUGAAAUUUCAAUAAUAAAGUUUGACUUAUAUUCAUAGAA